GAGUAAGCAUGGCACGGUUACCAGAUUAUACUUCGCUACUGGAAAAGAAGGAUCCUAGGGCAGUUCUCAUCUUGGGCUACUGGCUGGCAAAGAAAUGUCAAGAAAACCACUGGUGGAUGCAUCCAAGAGUUCACGCCGAAUGCACGGCUGUAUGCAUGUUCUUAGAAAACUGUCCGGACCCUCGAAUUCUCAAGCUGCUAGAAUACCCAGCUGAACACUGUGGAUACCUUCUGAAGCAUGUCCGAGAACAGGCGAUUUUUGAAGCCAACAUCGACUUUCUCUGCCUCUUCUGAGAGAGUCCACAUGUAAAUGUCGUCCUUCCUCCCAUAUCCUCGGAAAAAUACCCGUUUACGUUCCUUUCAGCCCUCUGAUGCAUAUAAUAUAGUACCGUUGCGCUCAUCGCAGACGAUGUUACGAACUAGCAUUUCCUGGGUUUCCUAACGCCGCCUCUUGUGCUCAGCAAUCAGUCCGGCUAUGAAACCCCUAGGAACCAUUGUCAGCCAGCUUUCGGAUCAACAUUUCUACACACCCUGACAACUCCUGAUGAUACAUAAUUCCUUUUAGUACAGCUAUUUAUAGAAAUUUUAUUGGAGGAAAUUCCUGUUUUAUUCUCUCUCUUCUUAAUUCUUGAGUAUGGCUGCUUAUUCUCGACUGCUUAAUUUAUUUAUACCCUGCAAUACCUGCUCAAUGAUUCAUGCAACGAGGAUUUUUCGGCGAUAAAGCAUGAUAUCUUGGACUCAGGAAAUCCUAGGACCUAGUUAUUCUCUUACAUACAAUUCAUUUUAGGGUAUAUAUCUUUUUAACGUUGAUUGGAUAUUUUUUUGGAACACCUAUGAGAGCAACUUUUAUUUAUUUUAUGAAUAUAUAAAACAUCCAUCAAACUCCGUGCCUCCCGAAAGAUCGAUAUGAAAGAGAGCAAGUACGGCGAACAAGCAAGCAAGAUCGCGCACACACUAUGGUUCAAUGAAUGCACGGCGCGAGGCACUUCAUCAGGCAUAAUGCAUAACAUUUUGAAAAAACAUAAUGGACGGUGUUUAACUGGCUGAGGUUUGUGGAAUGCGGAUGUGAUUGAAUGAAUGAAGAGGACGGGGAAGUAAAACAAAUGCCAACAAAAAGCGGCAACAGAGCAAGGCAAAAAAAUAUUGGUGCAAGAGAGGCUUUUAGUGAAGAUUUAAGACACCUUAUUUUGGUUAUCUUUCUGUAUUUCCUUCCUUUUUUUCCCUUUCGUGAUGUUUGGGGAUGAAACAACAAACACGAAAAAACAGGGCCAAGAAAAGUCGUCAACACGAAACAUAACUUGUCAAAAUAAGCAAAACUUGCAACGUAAAAACCAUGGAAAGGAGGGCAAAACAUUCCAACCGUCGUCAAGAGAAAUCAAGGAAAUUCAUCAGCACACCAAAAACAGGAAAUAAAAAAACUGAAGAUAUCCUUAUAUAGUAGAAUGUCUCGGCUUUGAAAUCACCCAUUCCUCCCAGAGCUUCCUCUGCCGGUACUCCACAUUGAUUCCAUUAUCUUCAAGGUCAUCGGCAGAUAUCAACGUCAGCGGCGUUGUCCAGUGUGAACAGGGUGAUAUCAAAGAGAAAGCCGUAUCAGGCGAAAGUUCAAUUUGAUUUGCUCUGGGUCCAUUGUCACCAUUAUGCGAGCUCAAUCCGUCCGAUUCAUCACCGAUGCUUUCAUAGUCGUCGUUGUCACCGUUGGUGUCAGGAUCAUACCUGUCAAAAAAGUCGUCAUCCUCGCUGUCAGAAUUAGGGAAUGACUGGAUAUCUGAUAUAUCGGCGCUGGUAGCCCACUUCUCGUCGAAAGCAUUCGAAUAAUCGAUCCGUCGCAGGCUGACCCACUCCAAAUUAUCCAUCUCCUCACGCAACAUGGAAAGGACAUCUUUCCACAGGCUUCCUUCUUUGAGGAGGACGUCUCGUAAACGAAGACCGCGGAGCGUUCGGCGGUGGCGGCGUGCGAAGUCGAUAAUUUCUUCCGCAUCCAGGCGCCAGGCUUGGAUGCCGAAUGCGCGCAGCCUCUCCCAGUAUACGUUAUGGAAUAUAUCUUCGAGCUGGAGAUCUAGUGGUAUCCGCGAUGGAAAACCUAAAUGCACAGCUUCCAUAUUUUUGGCUGCCAUGAAUAAAGUAUGAAAUACUUCUGAUAAUUCUCGCAUCUCUGCAUUAACGUAUCUUAUCGCAUCGAAGUGGAUUUCCAAACAAGUCAGCUUGACAGCAAGCGCGGAAACCAUAUCGAUUGGGGCUCGUUUUAACGUGAGAGCUGCUUGAGGAUUUAUCUGGGGGCCGGAGAAUCGGUUGACAGGGGGCUGAGAUUCGAGAAGAGCUAUUGCGAGAGUCUGCACUGCAUGGGAGCAUGCCGGUUUCCAAUCCAAUGAUACUAAUGGAUCAAGCGGAUUAUCGUGUCGCUCGAUGAAUUGUAAAAGCUCCCGCUCCAUGUCAUCCUGCACCUUCAAAAUCUUUAUAUGUUGAAGCGAUUUGAAUGCCCGCAUGGCCCGUUUCAGGGAAGCGAAAUCUUCACCCGAGCUGACUAAACGUUUCUGCUCUUCUAGUCGACGAUGAUGUUCGGAAAUCUUUAAUUUACUGGAAUCCGCCGUUAAGAAAAGUUCACUGAGCUUGUCUCGAUCUAAAAAUAAAACCGAAGGGCAGAAAAGGAGAUAGAGCGUUAGACACACCAUGUCUGAAGAAGAAAUUGGAAAGAAAAUGAGGGAGCAAGGAAGCAGCACGGGGAGAUUAGGAAUUAUGAACAACCUUCAACGUAAAACGACCGAAUAAUAUACGUGAAAUUUCUCGAAUGCCUUGCCAAAUGUGGGGAGCUUGACAACAUAUCCAACUUCCGAAAUGCGCUUUCAGAAAACCGCACCACGACCCGGCUAAAUUUAUAGGAGGCGCCUAGGUCUGCAAACCGUUUGCACACCUCUCUGAAGCGGUCGAUGUCCGUCCUAUAGUCUUCCUGGAAGCCAUUCUUAGGAUCAUAAAUGAGAGGUGUUGGCUCUGGUGGGCUGGGGCGCUUGAAACUCUCAAUCGAGAGGUACGCACGACGGUCGACGCUGACGCAUUUCUCAGGGUCCCGGGCCAAAUGGUCCAAUAUUUCUCUUAACAGCUCAUUUGAAAGGCCCAAAAUACCGCGUGGUUCGUCCAUCGCUUGGCUUUGAGAAGCCGAUGACGGCUUUUUUGCCGCUUCAAAUUCUUGGUCGACAGAUUCCUCAUGGAAUAGCCGCAAUCGCGGGGAAAGAAACGAGAAAAAGGAAAAGAACCAACUGAGGAUGAGAGUAGCCAGGUUGGCGAAUUGUUCCGGCGAAAGCUGGUAACGGAGGGGUAAUUGAGGGGCUAGCGGGUGGGCAGUAUCUUUGAGAUCAAUAUCAUAAGAUAUAUAUAUGUAUAUAUAUAUAUAUAUAUAUAUGUAUAUAGAAACUAUAUUUGGGAUCCUUUUUGAAACCUAAUAAUAACUUAUUCGCUCAAAUAAAGUCCGAGUGGAUCAGUUCAGUGUGGGGAUAAUACGGCAAUAAGAUCGUCGUCCAGCACAAAAGCGGAAAGGGAAAGUCAAAAAAACAUGGGAGGGCUCAGGAUAGGCAUAUAAAGAGGGCUUAAGCAGCCGUCAAAGCGAGAACCAGAACCGCUUUGGAAACAGCACUGCUGAUCUGAAUGUGGGGAGAGAAGGGCCAAAUGGCGGGCCCUGAAAUGAAGCACCACACCGCCAGCAACUGGGGGACUUCAGACGAUAGCAACGACAAAUAAGCAUGCCGCAGCUGAUUAGAGCAUGUCCUUCACCUGCCCAUAGGCAACUCGGUAUACGCCAAUAUAGUGUCCGGGCGCUUCCAUCCCCGUCGUCAUCGUCGAGUAGAAGAGAAAAACGUGUGUGCUGCUAGCAGGGCUUCCUGCCAUUGCCCACGCGAAUGAGCAGCGCGGCCACUACACCAUGCGGUCACAUGAUCGAAAAUACACCAGCAGAUCCUCCGCCAGCAGCGGCAGCAUGCGGGCCGCGGUGAAUCUAGAGAGACGAACCUUGGGCCCCUGGAGAUAGGAGGACGCCAGAGUCUGUGGCGCGGGUGUGGCAGGCGAAUUGUUGGGCAGAGCGGCGGCGUGCUGGCCUUGAUAUGCUGCACUCUGCAGAGCUAGGUUCUCCUAGUCGACCCAGUAAAACCCCCCUUAACUGCUCUCCCUCUGUCCAGAGGCGGAUGCACGACCCAAUGCUGCAGAGUCCCUGCAACCCACAGAGCAACCCCGCUGGUACAUUGGCCGCUGGCCCCAGGCGGCGAAUCACCAUGACAGAUCAGCCGACGACGUAGGUGGGCAUGAUGCUCGAAAGGGGUCGAGAACCACCGACGUGUUCUCGGUUGUGACAUCGAGCAGUGUUGGGAUGGGGAAGUGGGAUUCCACCCUUUUGGGCUGCGGCAUCUGAGAUAUAUACCCAACUUUGCCCUAACAGCCUUCCUCUCGCCUGAAGGAUGAAGGUAGGACUGGGCAACGAUCACAGCCUGAGUUUCAUGGUCAUUGUCCUAGACCACACUGCCUGCCGUGUCGUCAAUCGUCAGCUCCAGGUUUUCAUUUUACAUCGCCUGGUUUACAUACUAUUAUUGUACCAUAUCUCUAUAACUAGCUUGAGCAACCUAUGAAAGAGUGGGUAAAUGCAUAUUGUGCUG
Molecule: messenger RNA, 4633 nt
Organism: Blastomyces dermatitidis ER-3
Lineage: Eukaryota; Fungi; Ascomycota; Eurotiomycetes; Onygenales; Ajellomycetaceae
Exons: 2
Coding region: 9-293 (94 amino acids)
Source: RefSeq, a predicted model, not a curated record